Molecule: messenger RNA, 1287 nt
Organism: Suricata suricatta (meerkat)
Lineage: Eukaryota; Metazoa; Chordata; Mammalia; Carnivora; Herpestidae
Gene: DTWD1
Product: DTW domain containing 1
Exons: 6
Coding region: 302-1207 (301 amino acids)
Biological process (GO): tRNA modification
Cellular component (GO): nucleus
Molecular function (GO): tRNA-uridine aminocarboxypropyltransferase activity
Source: RefSeq, a predicted model, not a curated record
GGGCCCGAGCGCGACCUCGGCCGGGCGCGCGCCUCAGGCUCUGGCGGAGCGGAAGGCGCGUGGAGCUGUGCGAGGACCCGCGGGCAGUGCAGUCAAGAUUUCUUCACCUGAAUCUGUAGAUGGACUCUCUGCAAACCGCCUGAUAUGUGUGCAAAAUAUUGUGUCUGUGUCUGCAUUUUCUAUAGAUAAGGUCUGAGACAUUCACAUGAUCUUAAACGGAUCUGAGACUCAAGAAAAGGUGGCAGCUUGUGCACCUAUGAUGUAUGUUUUAGUAGGUGUUAAACUUUGUUUCGAAUGAAAAAUGUCUCUCAAUCCAUCUAUAUUUCUCAAAGAAAAGGAAGAAAAUAAUUCAAAAUUUGUGGAAAUACAACAGUCACAAACUACUUCUAUAGCUUCAGAAGAUCCUCUUCAAAACUUACGCUUAGCAUCUCAAGAAGUUCUUCAAAAAGCUCAGCAAAGUGGAAGAUCAAAAUGUCUCAAAUGCGGUGGCUCAAGAAUGUUCUAUUGCUAUACAUGUUAUGUUCCAGUUGAAAAUGUACCUGUUGAGCAGAUGCCACUUGUAAAGCUUCCACUGAAGAUUGACAUCAUUAAACAUCCAAAUGAAACAGAUGGCAAAAGUACUGCUGUACAUGCAAAACUAUUGGCACCUGACUUUGUAAAUAUUUACACGUAUCCUUGUAUUCCAGAAUAUGAAGAAAAGGACCAUGAGGUUGCACUGGUUUUUCCUGGACCUAAGUCUAUUUCAAUAAAAGAUCUUUCUUUUCAUCUGCAAAAAAGAAUUGAAAAUAACGUUAGAGACAAAAAUGAUGACCCUGACAAGCCAUCUAUUAAACGCAAGAAAACUGAAGAACAGGAUUUAAAUGACAGCAAGAGCCAAGAUACAACACUGAAAAAAAUUAUAUUUAUUGAUAGCACCUGGAACCAAACAAACAAAAUAGUCACUGAUGAGAGACUCCAAGGACUAUUACAAGUUGAGUUGAAAACAAGAAAAACCUGCUUUUGGCGCCAUCAAAAAGGAAAGCCAGACACCUUCCUUUCCACAAUUGAAGCCAUUUACUACUUUCUCGUAGACUACCACACUGAUAUAUUAAAAGAGAAAUACCAAGGACAAUAUGACAAUCUCUUAUUUUUCUACUCUUUUAUGUACCAACUGAUAAAGAAUGCCAAAUGCUCUGGAGACAAAGAAACAAGGAAACUUAUCCAUUAGUUUUUAAAAAGCUACUUAUGUCCUUUUAUUUUUUUAAAAAUCAAUAAACUUAUACUUGUGCUUUGUUAAUUAUUAGGAAA